Cherax quadricarinatus is the source of this 2240-nucleotide messenger RNA. NCBI's taxonomy places the organism in Eukaryota, Metazoa, Arthropoda, Malacostraca, Decapoda, Parastacidae. The record is from RefSeq and is a predicted model, not a curated record.
UAUUCACUAUUGUUCCUCCACAGGGACAAGAUCGUCCCCCUGAAGGACGCUGCCUCAGCCUCCUACGAGGACCUCCCAAAAUCAUGGGACGCCCUUGAUGACUAUGAUGACGAUGACAAUGACGAUGACGAUGACGAAGAUGACGAGUACUACGACGAAGAGGAAGACGAGGAAUACCUGCUGGAGGAUGAGGACGAUGAUAAUGAGAAGUCUGAAUAUGGGUCAAAACAGCAGCAGCAGCAGCAGCAGCAGCAGCAGGAGCAACAACAACAACAGCAGCAGCAGCAACAACAACCACAACAGCCACAGCCACAGCAACAGCCACCACAACAGCAGCAGCAACAGCCACAGCAGCAGGAACAGCAGCAGCAGCAGCCACAAGGGGAGAAAGCAGGGGAGGUGGUAGGGGACCAGCACCUCAACCGACGCCCCUUCGCUGAGAAACAGUGUCCGUCGUGUCCUGUGGUUGGUCCAGUAUUCCUGUGUGGCUCUGACAACCGCACCUACUCAUCCACGUGUCGUCUCAACUACCACAACUGCAUACACGACGCUAACGUCCACAUCGCUUGCAAAGGAUUCUGUCCCUGUAAAGACACCAACUCGCACACAGCCAAGAAGGAACGACAGCGAGAGAGACAUGACGCCUACCUCAGCAAGCUGCGAGCUACCAAGAAUGAGCCUGUGGCUGAGGCGCUCACUUCUGAUACCGCCUCUUCCUCCUCCUCUUCCACAGCCUCCGUCUCCUCCUCCAGCAGGCCAGAAGACAGGGACAACACAACGCGCGGACGGCUGCGAGAGGCACAGCAACAGACGCACAACAGAGACAACGGCAACAGGAGGGACAAACACAACAGGGAGGGUGAUAAAUUCACUAACAGAGUUCGUAGUCGUCUCACAAGAGUCAAGAACAAUUACAAAAAGAAUAAUGACCACGAAAAGAGCAGCUACAAGAAAUACAAUGACAAAUACGAAAAAGAAAACUACAGACAGAUGGACAAAUACAAUGUACAGAGGCGACAGUGGUCUCGGCGCACCAACGAAGCGACACACAAACCUACAAACACAGUGUGGGGACCAAAUGAGUGCACUCAGGACGCACUAGAGGCCAUGGGUAACCGCAUGCUCGACUGGUUCUCCGUCAUCAUGGCCGACGCUCGCAGCCGAUCCAAGGCUGUCACUAAAGCUCCAUCGUGGUGCAAGCCAGAGGUUUCGUGGAUGUUGGGUCACCUGGACAGUGACGGUGAUGGUCGCCUCAGUGUGAAGGAACUCUACCAACUGGAACAUGAUGACCACGAGCGAUGUAUUAAACCUUUCAUUGAUCGGUGCGACCUGGACAGGGAUAUCUUCCUAUCGGCACGGGAAUGGUGCAAGUGUUUCGACAAGUCAGAGCGGCCGUGUGCUGCUCUCCGUAAAGCUAGCAAGGGCUUGCUUGGGGGUUACAUCCCAGAGUGUGACAGCGAGGGUUACUACCAAGCGACACAGUGCCAUGCCGGAGCAGGAGUUUGCUGGUGCGUGGACAGGCACGGCGUCGAACUGCCCAACACACGUACCCGGGGUACCCCUAACUGUGAAGCGCUAGUGAACAGCGAGGAAGUGAGUAACUACGUUGAUGACGAUGCGGAGGAUGGAGACGACGAGGUGGACAUCGUGGAGGGCAGCGCUGACAUGCCACUUGACAUCUAAGCCAGAGCACUACCUCACUUCCUGGCUGCUUACACCGCCCCAGCUGCCAUCGUUGCUUCCUGCCAACAUUACACGACACCAUCACACCGCCAGCCUCACCACACACACCGCCAAGACCCGUCUCGUGGAGGUCAUGAUUUUUGUGUUGAAGUGUGACAGAAACACAAUGUUGUUAAAAAUAAAGUGCAGAGGAUCAAUUUCUGACACUUGAAUCAGUAAGUGGUGAUGUACAGGUGUCAAUAUACCAGCCACACCCUAUCGACGGCUGAUGGACUGAAGACAGUUUAACAUCAGCCACGUCUUAUCAGAGUUUGGUGGAGGGUGUAGAGGUGUCAACAGAAUACCACGUGUGUGAUGGCCCUAUAGAUCUUAAAAUAAAAACACUAAUUUAAAUACAUUACUUAUCAGGAAACCAUAUUACUAAGUUUGAUCAUAUUCUGAUGCAUUCUUCUUUAGGCUUGGAACAGCUGGGUAACUUACAAGUUUUCAUCUCAUAUUAAAGUUCUGUAUAUAAAUACAAGUUGAAUGACAGUGUAAGAAUAAUGUAUAUAUAUAUA